Messenger RNA from Beta vulgaris subsp. vulgaris (sugar beet), 1692 nucleotides. RefSeq names its product F-box protein At5g49610. Lineage: Eukaryota; Viridiplantae; Streptophyta; Magnoliopsida; Caryophyllales; Amaranthaceae. The transcript is spliced from 3 exons. The record is from RefSeq and is a predicted model, not a curated record. Gene Ontology annotation, molecular function: protein binding. Bases 254 to 1570 code for a protein of 438 amino acids.
UACAUAGGUAUAGUAUAUCUUGCUGUGUCUACGCGUGUUCUUGUUGAAAAGUUCGACUCAACGGAAAGUUUCAUAGCCUAUAUGCGAGUAACACUCGAAAAACGCUCACGGUGACCGGGUGACGGUGCCCAACUCAUACGCAAAUUGAAUUCCUUUAGAACCUCUGGAAUCUGGAACCUCUCAUAUUUCAUACGCAAAGCUCGAAUUGCAGAAGCUCGUUCCAGGAAAAAGAUGUUUAGCAAUUUUCAAAAGCAUGGAAGACAACUUAUCUGUUCUGAGUGACGAUCUUGUUGCCUAUAUCUUGGGACGUUUGCCUCCUAAAUCACUCUUAACAUUUAAGCGCACUUGUAAAAGGUGGUGCAGUUUCAUUUCGGACCCAAAAUUUCAACGUAUUUAUACAUUUAACUUGCAGUCGUUGAGUUCUUGUUACCCUGCAGGACUUUUUACUGAAAUAACGUGUUAUUGUUGUGAUCGUGUUCGAGAAGCAACAUACUAUGUUAGUACAAGGCAAAGGUUUGUGUCGCAGAAUAUUCUGGAUUUCCUACCUGUCAGAACAGCAUUGGUUGGCUCCUCAAAUGGUAUCCUUUGUUGCCGUAGUCUUGACCUAAGUCGGUGUAAGAUUGAUCGGUUUCACAACGUGCCCUCUGUAACCAAACUUCCUCUUAUUGAACCCCCUUUACCAUUAGUCUUUUAUAUAUGCAAUCCAGCUACAAAAGAAUGGAUUUCUUUGAGGUUGCCCCCAAGAUUUAACUUGGGGAAAGCUUUUGGAUUUGCUUUUGAUCCAGACGGUCCGAGUUUUACAUUAGUUGGCCUACAACAUUCUUGUCAUAAACCAGGUCGGUGCUCCUUUGUCAUUUAUGAUUCCAAGCUAAAGACGUGGAGAAAGUCAAAAGAAUUUGAUUGUUUUGCUUUAGGAAUUCAUCCUGAAAAGCAUGUUUUUCUGAAUGGUCGAUGUUAUUGGAUCACUUAUAGGACGAUUUUUGAUGAGUCUGGUGUACACGACUGUGAUUUCCAUAUGGUUAUAUUCGACAUUAUGAACGAAUCAUGCGAAGUCAUUAAGUUGCCUCAUAUCUCAACACGGGAUAGUGCAUUCCCUAGACGUUGUUGUUUGGGAGUCUCAAAAGGUCAUGUUCUUUAUGUAUGUGCUUAUCGUUAUGAAAUGAAAAUUUGGCAGUUCGACCCUAAUGAGACUACGCAUUGGGUACCUGCAGCAUUGAGAUUUCCAUCUCUUGCUGAGUUUCUCAAUGAGCCUUGCCCCCCAAUUGACGAUCCCGAACAAUAUGUAUGUUCCUCACGUGUGAAGCCGUACUACUUGUACGAUGAUGUCUUGUUUCUUGGAACGAUUGGUAAAUUAGGUUAUUAUAAUAUUAAAUCAGGAGAAUAUGUUCCCCACUUGGGUAUAUCCACUAACCUUUCUUAUGAUACUAUGUGCUUGAUGUAUUGGCCGACUUCUUUUCCAUUGAAGAGGUUUGGAAUUAGACGGUUACAAACUCAAGGAUGCUACCCUUGCACUCGAACUCGUAAAAGGAAGAGGUAUGUUUUGUCACCAAAGAGAUCUCCUCUAUCAUAAAGCUGUAUUUUACGUUCACCAAAUGUUUAAAGUUAUUUUGGUAAGAGAAUGAACAAGCUUAAACAAAAUUCUAAGCUCGUUUAAUGUUUUUUAUAAUUGUUUAUGUACUCAUGAUUAACUUA